Molecule: messenger RNA, 956 nt
Organism: Macrobrachium nipponense
Lineage: Eukaryota; Metazoa; Arthropoda; Malacostraca; Decapoda; Palaemonidae
Product: cuticle protein AM1159-like
Exons: 3
Coding region: 13-468 (151 amino acids)
Cellular component (GO): chitin-based extracellular matrix
Molecular function (GO): structural constituent of chitin-based larval cuticle
Source: RefSeq, a predicted model, not a curated record
AAGAGGUUCUGGAUGGGUAUAAAUAUUGGAUCCCUGGCCUUUCACCACCAGUGGAACUCGACAGCUCCUACGACAAACAUCACCAUGAAGCUCGCCGUCAUUGCCUGCCUGGCCUGCGUGUCUCUGGCCGCCCCACAACAGCUGCUCCCGAAUCCCGUGGCCAUCUUGAGGGACGAACGAACCGAUAACGGCGACGGGACUUUCAGCUACGUCUUCGAGGCCGACAACGGCAUCGCCGCCCAGGCCUCCGGCGUGCAGGGCUUCCAGGGAGGAUCCAACGUCGAGGGAUCCUACAGGUUCCCACUCGACGACGGCAGCGGCUUCGUCGAGGUGAGGUACGCGGCUGACGAAAAUGGCUUCCGUGCCGAGUCUCCCUUCCUGCCCACCCCCCACCCAACUCCCGCCCACGUCAUCGAACUCCUGAGGAUCGCCGAGGAACAGAGAGCUGCUGGAAUCACCUUCGAGUAACAAUCUUACAUCUUGAGGCUGUGAUGGACUUUAGUCUUUGGAAGCUUAAAGUAUUUCAAGUCAGUGGCUCCUUUUGUGGACUUGUUUCAUAUGAAUAGGGAUCAUCAUCUUUGAAACCAAAGACAUUGCGAAGGAAAAUCUUUUAAUAAUAGAGAUGAAAUGAUUUUACGAAGGUGACCUGAAAUCAGGGGAUGUCUUCUCAACUUCACUGAGUUUUCUACGAUUUAUGAUUGAUCUUUGUUAAAGUUGUUAUCCAAAAUGGGGAUUUUGUGUUGAACUGUAUCGCAUGUAAUAUAUUCGAUGUUUACAUUGUUGUCUGUCUACGAAGGAAGUUUUCCUGGUAAUAUGCAAUAACCAUUUGAUUUUAAAGCAUGAAAUUAACUUAUUUGACUUGUAGUCUUCCACAGUUGCAAAGUAUUUACAAGUUACGUAAACGAAAAUAUAUCUGAGUAUUUAUUCAUGAAUUCAAUAAAAUUGAACAUUAUUUA